AUGUUUAUCGGGAUCGCCAACGAGGUCGCCCAGUUCUUUGGCCUCAACAAGUUCCGCCUGGGGCGCAUCCUCUGGCGGCGCCACCGCGAGAAGCUGCCCAGCAGCUGCACCGUCGUGUCCCCCGUUCCUGGCCGGAGCUCGGACUCCGAGUCAGGAGAGGAGGAGGAGGGAGAGAGGGACGGGGACAUUCCGGAAGCCGUCAUCUCGGUCCGUGCUGCCAGCGGCGCCGGCGGGCGCGGCGGCGCGCCGCCCGCGGCCGCAGCGGCCGCCCCGGGGACGCAGGACAUGCAGCGGCCGGCCGAGCCGGGCAAGGGGGGCGCCGAGGGCACCGCGGGCGCCGCGGCGACAGCUGCUGCUGCCGCGGCGGCCGCCCACGCGGCCAGCGCGGACGACGGGCUGGAUGACGGCGCGGCGGGCCACACGGCCAUGUUCACUCUCUGGGUGGGGAAUGGUCUUUUCUGGACAUUCCCAUUCAUGCUGCAGUGGGUGGUGUCCCGGAUCAUAGGCAGCGGCCUCAUCGACAAUGGUCGGCUCGACGACAUGCGCUUCGGGUGGCUGGUGUGGGCGUUCUUCUCAGCCUACUUUGUGGCCGGCGGUUACUUCAAUCUCCUCAUGCUCUACCAUCGCUGGCGCUUCUCCCAGCCGUCCAUGGUCAUGGCCACGCUCCAGGGCCUAGUGUCGAGCGUCUUUGUGUACGUCGCGUUCUGCGGACCCAUGGCGGCCUACGCGCUGCUGAAGCACGGCAGCGGGGAGAUGGCCUGGUUCACAUGCGUCGCGUUCCUGCUGAUGUCACUCUACGUCACCCAGCUGCUGAUGCUGGUGUGCUCGUCAACGGAGGAGAACGCCUGGACCAGCGGCCCGGGCCGCACAGUGCUCGCCAUCUUCAUAGCACAGGCGGCGGUCAACCAGGCGUCGUACCGCAUGUCCACGGGCCACCCAGUCAUGGAGAACCUGCUGUGCCUCGCCGCCUUUGCCGUCGUGGCAGGCGCCUGCCUGUGGCGCCAGCUGCGGUCGAUGCAGGCCGUGUGGGCCGAGGCGCUGCUGUCACCCAAGGGCGCGAAGCUCAGCCGCCCCGCGCUGCUGCUGCUGCUGUCUUUCCACAACGCCACGUUUGUCACCAGCUACACGCCCGAGUCGCCCCAGGAGGACCUCACUCGCGCCUGUGCAGUUGCGGCCGGCCUACUCUCCAAGAAGCUCGUUGCGCUGCGGCGGCUGCGGCUGCCGCUGUUCUACGACAGCACGGCCUGGGUGCUGCCCGCCGGCUCCCUCACCCACCUGAUGAUCACCAUACCCUUCUGGGCGAGCGAGCUGUGGCUGGGCCCGACCUGGCUGGGCGCCAACAGCGUGGCCCUGGCGCUGUCUGCGCUGUUUGUGCUGACGUCCGGGGCCUACCUGGAGUGGCUCAGCGCCCUGCUGUCAAAGGGCGAGCCAGACCCGACAGACGCGCAGCGCGCCGCCGCCGCAGCCGCCGCCGCCGAGCUCUCGGCUCAAGCCGCCGCCGCCGCCGCCGCCCCCCGCCCCUGCUUCGCCCGCGCCCGCGGCGCCGCGGCCGGCCCGCGCGACGGCGACGGCGAGAGCGACGCCGCGGGAACGGUGCACACGUCGGCCGUGUGCGGCGCGUGCGGCGCGGCCGGCUGCAGCCCGGGCUGCGCUGAUGCGAUGCGGUUCCUCGUCGCGCCCCCCAACGCGCGCUGCGUGCCGCGCGGCCCCACCUUCUUUUUCGGGUGGCGCCUGGGGUUCAGCCCGCUGGCCGGGCGGGGCGGGAGGGGCGCCGGCGCGGACGGCAACGGCGAGGGCGGCGGCGCGGCGGCGCAGCGGCGGGAGUACUGGCGGCAGCUGGCGCGGAUGUCGUAUUGGCAGGCCGGCAUGUGGGUGUUUGGGCUGUUUGUCGUCGCCAUGAUGGUGGCCGCGCGGUCGAAGCGGCCGGCUGAGAGCGUGGCUGACUACGUGCAGAUCAUAUGGGAUGGCAGAGCCGCCCCCAUCAACUACAGCCUCAUGGUGUUUGGCUACAGCCUGUACCUGAUCGUCGGCUUCAACGCGGCGAUGGGCAACCCCGUUCGCAUGAAACAGGCCGUGAUCGCCCUCGCCUUCUCUCAGAUCACCGCCGCCCUCACCCUCGCCGCCCUAGCGGCCUGGGUGCCGGGCGCCCUGGAGCACGCCCCCGCGGGCGCUGUGGCGAUGGCGGGGGGCCUGUAUCUCGCGGCCACGCUGUAUGAGGAGAUCAAACAGAGCCUCGCUGACCUGGCGGCGGCCGCGCGGCGGCGGCUGCGCGGCGCCAGGUCCUCCCCAGCACCGCAGCCGCCUGCCGCGGGCGCCGCCGCGGCCCCUGGCGCGCCCGCGGGCGCCGCUCAGGUCGUAUCGGGCCAGCCGGCGCUCACAAACAUUCUGGCAGACAGGUGCGAGGCAGCUGCCGCGCUGUACCGCCUGACCAAUACCAGCGGCGGUGGCCCCGGCGCCGCGGCCGCACCCGCGCGCCUGGACCCGACGAAAGGCAUCGGCAAGCAGCUGCUCCUGCUGCUCCAGGCGCGGCGGCGCGACUUUGGAGCCGCCGCAGCCGCAGCGGCCGCGGGCACCGCCAUCUCGGACGCGACGCGCGGGGCCGGCCGCGGCGGCACGGCCGCGGUGUCGGAAGAAACGUCAGCGGUCGCGGCCGCCGUCGACGCUGACCUGGCGCUGCUGGCGGUUGCGUACCCGGAGGCCGGGCAGCUGCUCGAUUAUGUCAUUGCUGGGCUGGAGGGCGGGCGGCUGAGGGUGUGGGUCGUGCCGUUUGCGGCGGUGAAUCCUGAGGGCGGCCCGCCGCAGUACUUUGCCCUCGGCGUGCCAUCCUCAGCGGCCGUCCCUGCUGAAAGCGGCAGCGGCAGCGGGGGUGGCGGCGGCGGCCUGCCUGGAUUGGACGUGUACGUCGCCUGCGACCCGCCAGGCGGCCCCAAGCAGCGCUGGGCCGCGGAGGUGUCCGCCCCCGACGCCGCGGCCGCGGAGGCGCACCUGCCGCCCGGCGGCGGGGGACCGAGCGCCGAGCUGGCGAGCAUUGCGGAGGCCCUGGUGCAUGAAGCAUGCAAGCUGCAGAGAGAAGCCGGGGCGCCUGGCCAGGUGCAGGGUUCAAACACGAUGCCCGCUUGA
This is a messenger RNA of Monoraphidium neglectum, 3120 nucleotides long. RefSeq lists its product as hypothetical. The record is from RefSeq and is a predicted model, not a curated record. The transcript is spliced from 19 exons. NCBI's taxonomy places the organism in Eukaryota, Viridiplantae, Chlorophyta, Chlorophyceae, Sphaeropleales, Selenastraceae. The coding region runs from base 1 to 3120 and encodes 1039 amino acids.